UGCCUGAGGACGAUUGUCGCGCGUUGCGGAGUCGCCGCUUGGUCUCCAAACCUCCGGAGAAAGAGGAAGUUAUAAGAAGAACAGAAGCAGACAGGCCAAAUGGGAAUAUGAGUAACGGAUUUAUGGACUUGGAACAUGUGAUCAGCAGAAAAAUGGAUCUGAAGAGGAAAGCAGAGCUUUUAAAGAACGAGUUAAUGCAGGAGGUGGACAUUCACUUCAAUGAGUUUGUAAACAAUUUGAUUGAAGAAUCCACAGCUUUGGAAGCCCCCACUGCAGCCACCAAUUUCCACCCUGGAAAUGGAGAAAAAGACGGCCGUAAAGUGAGGUCAUUGGCCAGACCCCCACCUGAGCACGGGAAGCUGUUUAUGUCAAGACGUUCUCUACUGGAUGAGCUCUUUGAAGUUGAUCAUUUUCGGACUAUCUACCACAUGUUUAUUGCCCUCCUCAUCCUCUUCAUCCUCAGCACACUGGUAGUGGAUGGUAUUGACCAGGGAAGGCUUGUCUUGGAGUUUGAUCUGUUGGAAUACGCCUUUGGCAAAUUCCCGAUUGUUUGCUCUACAUGGAUUUGCAUGUUCUUCGGCACAUUGAUCAUUCCAUAUGCACUUUUCUCAAUGUGGGCCCAGGCAUACAAGACUUCUUCCCAUCGGAACAUCUGCUCUCUUUUUUAUGGAUCUCUGUAUAUGACGUUCCUGAUAGGUCUUGGCUUCGUUCCAGCGUACAUGGUUCUACAGCACAACUUGCCCCCAGCAUCCCGUUUCAUUGUCAUUUUGGAACAGGUUCGACUGAUGAUGAAAUCACACUCAUUCAUAAGAGAAAAUGUCCCUCGGAUCUUCUCUUUUGCCAAAGAGAAGACAUCUGUUGCUCCAGUCCCACAAGUUACACAAUACCUGUAUUUCCUGUUUGCUCCAACGCUGAUCUACAGAGACAACUAUCCAAGGAAUCCAUCUAUAAGGUGGGGCUAUGUUGUCACCAAAUUUCUUCAGGUCCUUGGCUGCCUCUUUUAUGCCUACUACGUCUUUGUCCGACUCUGCAUCCCACUUUUCCACAACAUCAGCCAGGAGCCUUUUAGUCUGAGAGUCCUGGUCCUCUGCGUUUUCAACUGUAUCCUGCCAGGUGUGUUGAUUCUCUUCCUGGCCUUCUUUGCUUUCCUACAUUGUUGGCUCAAUGCCUUUGCUGAGAUGCUUCGCUUUGCUGACCGGAUGUUCUACAAGGACUGGUGGAAUUCAACAUCGUUUGCCAACUACUACCGAACCUGGAAUGUGGUUGUCCAUGACUGGCUGUAUUAUUAUGCCUAUCGGGACUUCCUCUGGUUUUUUGGCAGAAGAUUCAAAACUGCAGCCAUGCUGUCUGUGUUUACUGUGUCCGCUGUGGUCCAUGAAUACGCGCUGGGGAUCUGCUUUGGAUUUUUCUAUCCUGUUCUUUUUAUUAUGUUUAUGGGCUUUGGCUUGAUUCUAAACUUCAUCCUUAAUGACCGUCGGAAAGGCUCUAUCUGGAAUGUGUUCAUGUGGACGUCCCUGUUCCUGGGUCAGGGUGUGCUCCUCUGCCUUUAUUCCCAGGAGUGGUACGCCCAGAAACACUGUCCCAUCAGCAAUCCUGCGUUUUUGGACUAUGUGAAGCCACGGUCUUGGACCUGCCACGUUGAUAAAUAGACUGGAGAACUUCUGAAAGCUACAAUGUCAGACUCUGGCAAAAAAAAUCGACUAACAUCCUCAAUUUGUUACUGAAUGUUUUUGUAUCGGUUCUGGAAACAGUCUGUGGUCAGUGACUACAGCUUUUGUAAAGGAUUCAACUUCCCAUUUUCAUAACAAGCCACCUCUUUAUAUAGACAAGUAUCCGCGUUGAGCUUCACGCCUCAAAUGAAAUGGAUCUUCAGAUGUUUGUAACAUCGUACAUUCCUUUGGGCUCAGAUAUACCGGACUCGGUUUACACUGGAAGUUACUAACCUUCUUGCCGGAACAUCCCAUUCCGUCCCAUCCUUUUGAUCUAAGAAAGAUGUGUUCUUGUACUGAUUAAUGGUUGUGCCCGUCAAGCAGGACCUUGAAAUCAAUAGGCAUAACUUUGCAGACUGAUUUUUUUUUUUCUGUUGCCUUUUGCACAUUGUACUUCUACUGAAUGUAUUUCCAUUUGAAACCAGCGUGGCAUGAGUAGGCCUGCAAAGUGCCACAUAUAGCAGAUAUAGCAACCUUUACCAAUGCUGCAUUACAAAGCAAUAAUGAGUUAUGUAACGCCAUUACAGC
Molecule: messenger RNA, 2237 nt
Organism: Nanorana parkeri
Lineage: Eukaryota; Metazoa; Chordata; Amphibia; Anura; Dicroglossidae
Gene: SOAT1
Product: sterol O-acyltransferase 1
Exons: 15
Coding region: 108-1649 (513 amino acids)
Biological process (GO): cholesterol metabolic process; cholesterol efflux
Cellular component (GO): endoplasmic reticulum membrane
Molecular function (GO): fatty-acyl-CoA binding; cholesterol O-acyltransferase activity; cholesterol binding
Source: RefSeq, a predicted model, not a curated record